This is a messenger RNA of Fusarium odoratissimum NRRL 54006, 7597 nucleotides long. Its product is annotated as cytokinesis protein. The coding region runs from base 722 to 5929 and encodes 1735 amino acids. Gene Ontology annotation, cellular component: mating projection tip; cell division site. Gene Ontology annotation, biological process: mitotic actomyosin contractile ring assembly; barbed-end actin filament capping; actin filament bundle assembly. The transcript is spliced from 3 exons. Gene Ontology annotation, molecular function: small GTPase binding; actin binding. Lineage: Eukaryota; Fungi; Ascomycota; Sordariomycetes; Hypocreales; Nectriaceae. The record is from RefSeq and is a predicted model, not a curated record.
GGCUUGGUCCCAAGAUCCCUGAUCAUAGAAGCAUCCAUUGGAAGCCAAGUCAUUCCCAUCUCUGGGUUGGGCUGGCUACUGCGGAUGGUGCUGGUACACUGCUACACCACACUGCACGACCUACCUAACUCUAACGUUAUACGACACCCGACUGCAGCUGUGCAGUGAUACGCUACGCUCCUUUAUUCACACCAUUUCGACUUAAUUCGGUUUGCAAUUCAAUUAAUUUUGUUUUAUUCUAUUCUGGCACCACUCAUUGAAACAAUCCGCUUGCAUCAUCUAUCCAAAGCCCAAGCUUAGGCCUUUUCUUUGUCUUUUACCUUACUGUACCCCCUCCCUAUCUACGCGGGUUUCUUCGCACUCAACCAAACUCCAGACGAUCAAGGUUUCAAGACCGCCCAUAGCGCUUCCGCCGAUUCGACUUACGCUCCGGACCCCGAAUAACCUCAAUAUUUUACUGAACGGCGAUAUCGUGCCCCCGAUGAAGCGAGCGGCCCUGGGCCAGCACAUCGCCAACUUCACGUGUUCAAUUUGGUAGCCGUUGGCAAACGUUUCCCCAGGCUCAUCGAACCCUGGCACCUCCUUUUUUCCUUACUGUACACCCCGGAUCAACACCAACACUACCUUCGAAAUACGAUUCGCAAACUAAACCCUCCGCUUCGACGACUGUCGCGGCCACGACCGCUCUGUCACACCUACCGCCGUCGCCGUCGCCGUCGCCAUGUCUGACAAGACGAGGCAGUCCUCUGGCGGCCGGUCUCUAUUCUCACGAAGUAAGCACAAAGACAAGCGCUUGACCGAAGAAUCGAGAUACCCCGCAGACGACGCCGCCAGUUUUCGCUCCUCGCGCCACAAACGAGAGUCGUCUGCCAUUUCGUUGGAUCGCCCAGAGUCUUCUGAUGGCGGGAUCAACCAGAUGGCAGGCGUAAUUACGUCGAUACCCUACGAUGCCGUUGGAGGUGGAUCACGCUCUCCCAUACCUGUCGAGUAUCUGCCCAAAGGCGAGCAGAUGCCAGUGCGCCGAGAACCUCUUCCACACCACCUAAACAAAAAUGGCCUGGACUUUCACCAAUACCCGAGCUGGGAUGGGACGUCGGCACAGUCUGGUGCCCAUUCCCCUGGGCGACAACCUCUUGGAUAUGGAUAUGGCAAUGUUACUAUGGCUUCAACGGGCCGUCAGACCCAAUAUCAGCAAUGGGGUCCGCCUAGGGGCAGCUCUUCCCACUCGAAUAAUCCUCCCAACCCUCGAUACGACUCAUAUAUGUCAUCUAACGCUCGGGGCUCAGCUGAUAAUCUGAGCAUUCAGUCAGCUAUGCCUAGUGCCUCUUCUCAAAGCUCUUAUGCUGCUUCUCAGCACUCGAACCGCGAUUCUCACCGGUUUACCAAAUUUCCGUCUGGCCCCCCUCCAGGACAAAGCGAUCCCCAGGGUGGUUUCUAUUUCCCAAAACCAGACGACGAUAAUGUGGUCGAGCAGAUGUUCCUCCAACUGAUGCAGAAGCGAGGAUGGCACAAUCUCCCUGAGCAGGCCAGGAGACAGAUGAUGGCCUACCCUGCCCAGAAGAAGUGGACGCUGCUCUAUCAGGAUCGACUUACUGAAUGGCAAGGUGAGCAGAAGCGCCGACAAACAGCACGCCCGAACCAGUAUACCGCGACUCCCGAUAUUACGACGUACUCAGACGAAGAGGGCACCCCUGAAUGGUAUGUGCGGCGAGUUAUGGAGGAUCGCCUUGACACGAAAGGUAUGGGAAGUUUGGAGGUCAAUUUGCGAACUCAACAAAUUGGUUGGGUCAAGAGAUUCGUCGAGUGUCAGGGACAGGUCGCUCUGAUGACCUUGCUGCUUAAGAUCAACCGCAAGACAGCACAGGGGCCAGCCCAGGAUAACACACGUAUCGACAAGAACCUUGAUCGCGAAUACGAUAUUAUCAAAUGUGUAAAGGCGCUUAUGAACAACAAAUUCGGCGCCGACGAUGCCUUGAUUCACCAAAAGGUCAUGGUAGCCCUUGCUAGCUCUCUUAUAUCUCCUCGCCUCACCACACGGAAGCUUGUCAGCGAGAUCAUAACCUUCCUAUGCACCUGGGGAGAGAAUGCCGAAGGUCAUCUGAAGGUCAUUCAGGCGCUGGACGAGGUUAAGACCGCAUCUGGAGAAAAUGGCCGAUUUGAUGCUUGGAUGCGUUUGGUGGAGGUCACCAUUGAUGGUAGGGGCAAGAUGGGAAGUUUGGUCGGUGCCAGCGAAGAAUUGAGGACUGGAGGUAUUGGAAUGGAGAACUUGCUUAUGGAAUACGCCGUUGCGACUCUCAUGCUCGUCAACAUGAUUAUCGAUUCGCCCGAGAGAGAUCUGGAGUUGAGGAUACACAUUCGAGCCCAGUUUACAGCAUGUGGUAUCAAGCGAAUCUUGACGAAGAUGGAGGAGUUUCAAUACGAACUCCUGGACAAACAGAUUGAACGGUUCAGAACAAACGAAGCCAUUGACUAUGAGGAUAUGCUUGAGAGGGAGAAUAGCAGUAUCAAGGACGAUGUCGAAGGCGAGGUCAAGGAUCUGACUGAUCCCGUUCAAAUUGCCGAUGCUAUUCAGCAGCGUCUUCACGGCACCAAGACCAACGACUACUUCAUUUCGGCUCUGCAGCAUCUUAUGCUCAUCCGAGCAAAUGAUGGCGAGGAGCGACUACGCAUGUUCCAGUUGGUCGAUUCCAUGCUUAGCUACGUUGCUAUGGAUCGGCGACUGCCGAACAUGGAUCUCAAGCAGAGUCUCAACUUCACGGUUCAAAGUCUCCUUGACAAAUUGCAUACAGACUCAGAAGCCAGGCAAGCCCAGGAUGAGGCUCUUGAGUCGCGACAAAUCGCUGAGGCCGCGAUGGCUGAGCGUGAUGAGAUGAAGGCUCAGCUCGAGCUGGGUGCUGAUGGGCUGGUUGCCAAAUUACAAAAGCAAUUGGACGAACAAUCUCGAUUCAUUGACGCUCAAAGAAGACAGGCAGACGGACUCAAAGCUGAAUUGGAUAGUAUGCAAACUAUGAGAGCCAAGGAAGCCCAGCGAUACGAGUUGGAAACAAGAGAGCUGUACCUGAUGCUUCGAGAUGCACAGGACGUAGCUGCUUCCAAGGCUAUCAAAAGCGCUGCUGCCAGCGCCAGCGCCAGUAGCAAGACAGCUGGCCCUGAAGACCCUGCUCGUAUGCAGGGUAUCCUGGAUCGUGAACGCCUCAUGGAACGGUUACAAAUGCAGAUCGAGCGGCAGAAGACACAAUACAAGCUUGAGGGGCGUGUUUGGGGAGAUGCUGUUGGACCUUCAGACCGUCUUCGAGCCCUGCGCGAAGAGAUGGACGACAGGCCUGGAACACCUCCUGGUGGCGGUACGCCUCCUCGGGACUUCACCAACAGUGUUCUGGGCAGCAUCCACCGCAAUACCAAGAUUCCACGCAAGCCCCUUAAGAGACGCUCUGAUGGUGAAGUGAUCGAUGAGGACGACGAGACUGAGGGUGAAGAUGGUGUCAUCUUCGAGAAGCCCAGAAUCGUCGAGAUGAAGCGACCUACGAUAGACCCCAAGCAGCAAGCUGGCUUACUUGGUGAGAUUGGUUCCAAGGUCAAGAAGUUCGAUGCCAGUGAUUCUGAAGAUGAUACUACCGGUCCUUCUCACCCUAGUAUGGAGACUUCAUCACCCAUCACUCCCCCAGGUGAUAGCGAAACUCCCAAAAUCGAAGUCACUGGUGCUGCUCCUCCGCCUCCGCCGCCACCUCCACCUCCUCCGAUGCCCGGUCAAAUACCCGGAGCUCCGCCGCCGCCGCCUCCGCCUCCGCCCCCCCCUAUGCCGGGCCAGAUUCCUGGUGCCCCUCCGCCUCCGCCCCCCUUGCCUGGCAUGCUGAUGCCAGGUGGUGGGCCUCCUCCUCCUCCACCACCACCUCCGUUACCUGGUGCUGGAGGUAUGCCCCCUCCACCACCGCCUCCUUUGCCUGGUGCUAUGUCCGGGCACUACUUGUCGCGACAACCCGCUUUCGGGGCUGCACCAAGCAUUGGCCUACCUGUUGUUCGCCCCAAGAAGAAGCUCAAGGCCUUGCAUUGGGAGAAGGUCGAUGCCCCUGAGACCAGUCACUGGGCGGCCCAUACACCCUCUGCCGAAGCCCGAGAGGAGAAGUAUCAGGAGCUCAGCAAGAAGGGUAUUCUCGACGAGGUUGAGAAACUGUUCAUGGCCAAGGAGAUCAAGAAGAUUGGUAUAGGAAGCUCUUCUAAGAAGGAUGACAAGAAGCAAAUCAUCUCUUCUGAUCUCCGCAAGGCCUAUGAAAUUGCUUUUGCCAAGUUUUCACAGUACUCUGUCGAAAAGAUUGUUCAAAUGAUCAUUCACUGCGAUCCAGAAAUUCUAGACAACACUGUAGUGAUGGACUUUUUGCAGAAGGACGACCUCUGUAAUAUCCCCGACAACACAGUCAAGCAAAUGGCACCGUACAGCAAGGACUGGACCGGACCUGAUGCCAAGUCUCAAGACCGUGAACUUGAUCCCUCGGAGCUCACUCGACAAGAUCAGCUUUACCUCUACACGGCUUUUGAGUUACAUCACUACUGGAAGAGUCGAAUGAGGGCUCUUGCUCUUACUAGAAGCUUUGAGCAAGAGUACGAAGAGAUUAACGAGAAGAUCCGACAGGUUGUUACAGUAUCUGAGUCGCUACGCGAUUCCGUUUCAUUGAUGAACGUACUUGGCCUUAUUUUGGAUAUCGGUAAUUACAUGAACGAUGCGAACAAGCAAGCACGCGGUUUCAAGCUCAGCUCUCUUGCAAGAUUGGGUAUGGUCAAGGACGACAAGAACGAGUCAACAUUGGCCGAUCUCGUGGAGCGUAUUGUACGGAACCAGUACCCUGAGUGGGAGACAUUUGCAGAUGAUAUCAACGGAGUCAUGACGGCACAGAAGAUCAACAUUGAGCAACUUCAGGCGGAUGCGAAGAAAUACAUUGACAAUAUUAGAAACAUUCAAAUGUCGUUGGAUUCUGGUAACCUAAGCGACCCCAAGCAGUUCCAUCCCCAGGACCGAGUGAGUCAAAUCGCCCAACGCAUUAUGAAGGAAGCCAGAAGAAAAUCCGAACAGAUGGAGCUGUACUUGGAAGAGAUGAUGAAGACAUACAAGGAUAUCAUGGUAUUUUACGGCGAGGACCCCGCAGAUGAUGGUGCCCGCCGAGAUUUCUUUGCCAAGCUGGCAUUGUUCGUGGGAGAGUGGAAGAAGUCCCGUGAGAAGAACGUGCAGGUGGAAGAGACAAGGAAGCGUAACGAGGCGUCAAUGAAACGGAAGCACACAGCACAACUCAAACUUACCAACGCCAACGCCGAGGCAGGACCCACGUCUCCAUCCAAUACCGGUGCCAUGGACUCCCUCCUGGAGAAGCUACGUGCAGCUGCGCCGCAAGCUCGGGACCAGAGAGACCGAAGAAGGCGUGCGCGACUCAAGGACCGUCACCAGGUCCGCGUUGCGUCAGGGCAAAAGAUUCCUGACCUCGACGAAAUUCCAGAAGUGGAAGCUGGCCUCAAGAACAAGGAGGAACCCACCGAAGACGACGGCAAAGUGCUCAGCCCCGGCCUCUCAUCACCUCGUGAAGGUGAAGACGACGUUGCCGAUAGAGCAGCAGCUCUUCUACAAGGCAUGCGUGGUGGUGAUGGCGCAGAUGACAACGAUCCCGAGAGGAGAGAAACCCUUCGAAAAGCCAGACGGCAAACAGCAGAGGAAGAGAGAAGGCUACGAAGACGGCGAAGAGAAAGGGCGACUACAAAUCAGUCAGAAGAGAACCCCGACGAGCAAAAGGAAGAACUCAGGGAAGAGUCAAAAGUAGAAGAAGGAGAGGCGGCCAAAGAGCCACCGAAGGAAGAGGAAGCGCCUAUAGAAGAUGAUGUUCCAACACCCAGAGCAGCGACUACCAGCGACGGUGCCCCAGAAGAAGAGCAAGGGGAAAAGGCAUAGGCAUGGCAUGGCAUGGCAUGGCAUGGCACAGGCACGAGGAUGAGAUGGAUGGGCGGUGUUUGUGAUUCGAGAUGCAUACUGAUGGUGUUGGGAACUGUUUAGGGGUGGAAAGAUCGCGUUUGUAUGUAUUGCACGCGCUAUACGUAAUGUCUACACCAACACAUACAGUGGAAGAGAGAGUACUUGAACAAUUUGUGUGUCAUGGUGAUCUUGAUAUUGCAGUACUGGUCGCAAGUGACAGUCAGAAAUUGAGUACCCUGACUCAGCUAGGAGUGGCUUUACCUAGCGUAUUUCAACCCAAGUUCUGCCUUUGAGCAAGUCCCUGUCCAUCUGAUAUGACCCAAAAAGCGUGUAGGUUGUCCAUGCUGUUCAGACCCGAUCGCAUACAGGCGCUUGUGACCUUUUCAUCCCUGACCUUGUAACUCAAACCCUCCUCGACAGUGUUGUCCACCGUUCAACUGUCCUGAAGUCUUUUCCACCCAAGAUUUCGUCCUCCCAUCGUGAUUCAGGGUUUCCGUUGACUUUCCUUGUCGCCACCCAGUCGCUCCUUGUUCAAUGUUUCGUCAGGGAACGGCGAAUAGACUGCCGAGGCGGCAGAAACCACCAGUGACAUGACCCAUGAGACCAAUGCAUACUUCUUGAACAAGAACAGAGCAGUCUUUCAAGAGAUGGUAGAAGUAAGCGGCGCGUCCGACUUCGAGUGCCAGAAACGAGAGAAUCGUAAAGAAUCGAACAUGACCCUGAUAAAUGUCCGGAGAUAUCUCACGCAAGAAGAAAAUGAAGGUGAGUAUACUGAUGGACCAGGCCGUGGUCAGAAUGAAACGCCGACUUGGGUCAUCACGAGCUGGCCACAGGGCCAAAAUGUACCACCACCAUUUGCGACGAGGCUUACGAAGAAGGUCAUCACGGGCUGGCCAUAAGGCCAUAGCAUACCACCACCAGCUGUGACAAGGCCUAUGGUAAGGGUGCUUGUCAGCGGCUGGCCGGGGAGCAGCUUCAGCUACUCUGUUCACGGCCGAUCGACCGGCAUGAUUUCCGCGUCUUGAUCGUAUAAGCUCUUCUGGUGUAGGAGUAGCGGGUCCACAUAUCCAGUUCCGCAAGGUGGUGAGAACUAUAUGGAUGGCUGUUAUACUGAGUACGACACCCUCAAAAGAGCAGAAGAUACUACAUGGCGUAGGGAUGGCCAUGGCGAAACCGGUGCAUAUGUUCCGCUGAAGCUUGUACUGGCUUGUGAAAAUGGAGGAUUUCGUAGUAAAAGUUGAAGAAAUAGGCAGUCUUGGGAUGGUCGAAGUUAAGCCCAGAACAUGCAUUGAUGUGAGAGUAAUGCGAUAGAAGAACGAGAAAGUAGGGCUGAGAAUGCAUUACACAUGCAAAAUAACUGUAAACUUUGAUGUUCCACACAAUUAUUAUACCUCUGCGCUCGUUUAGCAGGAAAACCCAUACGCCAAUCCAGUUUACCUUUACGGCACAACCUUAAAAGUGCCAAUUGUCCUCACGGAGAUCACAACUCGUACUGCAUCAACGCCGUCUAGCCAGCAUGCUCAGCGUGAUGGACUCAAAGGCCGAUUGAAUCCACCGUUCCUGUUCAUGUACUGACGAUACUCCGUCUUCUUCUCUUUGUGCACACCACCAGCAUUGUUGCCUGAAACCUUCUUGUUCUUGGUCGUU